Spea bombifrons (plains spadefoot toad) is the source of this 1823-nucleotide messenger RNA. RefSeq names its product adenosylhomocysteinase like 1 (gene AHCYL1). Gene Ontology annotation, cellular component: cytosol. The coding region runs from base 137 to 1702 and encodes 521 amino acids. The transcript is spliced from 17 exons. Lineage: Eukaryota; Metazoa; Chordata; Amphibia; Anura; Pelobatidae. The record is from RefSeq and is a predicted model, not a curated record. Gene Ontology annotation, biological process: L-methionine cycle.
GGAUUGCCAGUCUCUACGACGCAACGACGGACCUCGCCGCACUGACCUUUAUUAUUCUUCUCUGUACUGGUGUCUGAUUUGGACAUCCGCAAUUUCAAGUCGGAAUCGCACUCAAGGCCCGAGUUUUAAAGUAACCAUGUCGGGUACAGAUGCAGUUUCUGCCGACGAACCAGACCCUGAUGAGAAAUUCACAUUUAUGGCCACUGUAAGCAAGACACCUAAGAAGCAGAUCCAAUUUGCAGAUGAUAUGCAGGAGUUUAGCAAGUUUCCCACCAAAACCGGGCGUAGGUCUCUAUCACGCUCUAUUUCACAAUCAUCAACUGACAGCUACAGCUCAGUGGCUUCUUAUACAGACAGUUCGGAUGAUGAGAUUUCUCCAAGAGACAAACAACAAACUACCUCUAAAGGCAGCACAGACUUCUGUGUCAAGAACAUUAAGCAGGCUGAGUUUGGCCGAAGGGAGAUUGAGAUUGCAGAACAAGAAAUGACAGCUCUGAUUUCCCUGAGGAAGCGAGCACAUGGGGAGAAACCUCUAUCAGGAGCGAAGAUAGUGGGUUGCACGCACAUUACAGCACAGACCGGGGUUCUGAUUGAGACACUCUGUGCACUUGGUGCACAGUGCCGCUGGUGUGCUUGUAACAUCUACUCAACGCAGAAUGAGGUGGCUGCUGCAUUGGCGGAGUCUGGUGUUGCCGUCUUUUCCUGGAAAGGAGAGUCAGAAGAUGAUUUCUGGUGGUGUAUCGACCGCUGUGUGAAUGCCAGUAGUGGAUGGCAGGCAAAUAUGAUCCUAGAUGAUGGAGGGGACUUAACUCAUUGGGUCUAUAAGAAGUAUCCACAUGUUUACAAAAACAUCCGUGGAGUUGUAGAGGAAAGUGUGACUGGAGUCCACAGACUUUAUCAACUAUCCAAGGCCGGCAAGCUGUGUGUUCCUGCCAUGAAUGUGAAUGAUUCCGUCACCAAACAGAAAUUUGAUAAUCUGUACUGCUGUCGGGAAUCCAUAUUAGAUGGGCUUAAGAGAAGCACAGAUGUUAUGUUUGGCGGCAAGCAGGUUGUGGUGUGUGGCUAUGGAGAAGUUGGAAAGGGAUGCUGUGCUGCUCUGAGGGCCCUGGGUGCUGUUGUCCAUGUAACAGAGAUUGAUCCAAUCUGUGCCCUUCAAGCUUGCAUGGAGGGUUUUCGUGUGGUGAAACUUAAUGAAGUCAUACGGCAGAUGGAUGUGGUCAUCACAUGCACAGGUAAUAAAAAUGUGGUGACACGUGAGCAUCUGGACCGCAUGAAAAAUGGGUGUAUUGUGUGUAACAUGGGGCACUCAAACACAGAGAUUGAUGUGACUAGCUUGCGCACCCCAGAGCUCACCUGGGAACGUAUCAGAUCUCAAGUGGACCAUGUAAUCUGGCCAGAUGGUAAAAGAGUUGUCUUGCUGGCUGAGGGUCGACUCCUCAACUUGAGCUGCUCAACCAUUCCUACCUUUGUUCUCUCCAUUACAGCAACCACGGAGGCACUGGCUCUAAUUGAGCUUUAUAAUGCUCCUGAGGGGAGAUACAAACAGGAUGUGUACCUGUUACCCAAAAAGAUGGAUGAGUAUGUUGCCAGCCUGCACCUGCCUUCCUUUGAUGCACACUUAACGGAGCUAAGCGAUGAUCAAGCUAAGUACUUGGGUCUCAAUAAAAAUGGACCUUUUAAACCCAAUUACUACAGAUACUGAUGCUUUGAUCCAGAAACUCAUACUGUGAUUUCUCAAGACAGCUUUAGAUACAAAAGUCUUGCCAUUGUAUGUUUGUUUUUAAAUUGAUGUUUUUAAUUGUUUCUGUUUGCAUGUUUUCUUC